ACAAAUACCUAGUUGAAAAUAACAUGUUUUUGUUUCUGAAAGACGAGGGCAGACGGCGAUCAUGGAUCACCGCUAUGUGAAGGGAGGUUAAAAAUAUAUUUAUAAAAAAAGGGAGUUAUUUAUAUAUUUAGUUAUUGUUACGCUAUGAUUUGAGGUAAUAUUUUACGUUUUGUUUAUUUUGCUUGUUAUCAGAAAUAAACUACUCUAAAAGUCGUUAUUGAUUCUUUGCUAAAUGUCCCGGAAGUUACGUUUGCUUCACAAUAGCCGUUUGUUUAAAUGUUUUUACUGUACUGAAGCCUUAUGGAUGGAUGUGAGUUUUAUGGGAAUGACUGAUAGGAUCAGAUGGGGGCAUUGCAGAAGGGGGGCAGUGGCAGUGUACUUAACCCUUAGUAAUAGUAUUCCUGUAAAAAGCUAAAAAAAAAACGCCUAAAAAGGACACUAAUUGUACGUGCUGUGUUGAUAGUAUCUUGUUUAAAUCAGUCGAAUAUCAAAAAAUCUCAGCAUUCCAAAGAUAUGCGACAUGUUUAACGUUAGCUUUUUUGUUUUUGAGUUGUGGUAUCAUGAGUUUACUGUCAAAGCAUGCAAUUUUCCGCCCACGGAAUCCUGAAAUCCUGGAAGUGAGUGAGAGAGAAAAAAAGUAUAAAUGUCGCGACAGAAUAAACCGUUUCUUUAGAAACACACAGUAGCUGUUCCUCUCAGUACCUACGCGCGUGCGGAGGUUUGCCCGCAACACCUGGAUUUAGGUCCAAACGCGAACGCUUAAAAAUAUAAAUUCGUCACAUCAAAGUGCUGCAUUGCCAUGUCCUAUUUCAGGAUGUUAUUGUCAUUGCGUAUACUUCUCCUGUGGGUUGUUUUAGCCCAGCUUUCCUUGGCUCACGCGCAUCUUGCAGAGACUAAACAAGGUCACACAGUACUAUCACGUGAGGAUGAUGAUAAGUCAUCAGAAGACAACAAUCCGUCAAGCAGCCAGAAACUCUUACCAAUGGCACCUCAAUGGGCCCGACCUGAAAAGAUGACAGAAAAGCCUUAUGCUGUACCAGCCAGCAAAACAGUGAAAUUCCGAUGUCAGGCCGAGGGAAACCCCGUUCCAAAGCUGCGCUGGCUCAAGAACGGAAAGGAGUUCAAAAGGGACCAGCGCAUUGGGGGUUACAAGCUAAGGGAACACUUGUGGACCAUAAUCAUGGAGUCGGUGGUCCCCUCAGACAAAGGCAACUACACCUGCCUGGUGGAAAAUAAAUAUGGAAGCAUAAAUCACACUUAUCAGCUUGAUGUAGUCGAGCGAUCUCCACACAGGCCAAUCCUACACGCAGGUCUGCCAGAAAACCAGACCGCUGUCGUGGGUAGUGACGUGAAGUUUGAAUGUAAAGUGUAUGGCGACCAUGACCAGCGGCCUCACAUACAGUGGCUCAAACAUAUCAUAGUCAGGGGAAGCCGGGUCGGACCUGACGGACUCCCUUAUGUCCGAGUUCUGAAGACUGGUGCCCUUAACACCACAGACAACGAUAUGGAGGUGCUCCUGUUGAGGAAUGUGUCCUUUGAGGAUGCUGGGGAGUACACUUGCUUAGCGGGCAAUUCUGUCAGGAUCUCUUAUCAAACGGCAUGGUUGACCGUCAUCAAAGGUUACACAGUACCAUCAUCUGAGGACAAGGAUGAGUCAAGCAGCCAGAAGUGCUUGCUUUAUGUGUUAGAAGCAGGAAAAACGGGCAAGCGUAAGGAUCUGAGCGACUUUGACAAGGGCCAAAUUGUGAUGGCCAGACGACUGGGUCAGAGCAUCUCCAAAACUGCAGCUCUUGUGGGGUGUUCCCAGUCUGCAGUGGUCAGUACCUAUCAGAAGUGGUCCAAGGAAGGAAAAGAGGUGGAAAAGCAACAGGGUCAUGGGCGGCCAAGACCAAAUGACAAAAAAGUGAAUGCUUUCUGAUAAAAUGAUCUAGUGGAGUCCACGCCUCAACGGGUCAGGACUGUUUUGGUGACAAAUGGGGGACCCACACAAUAUUAGGCAGGUGGUCAUAAUGUUAUGGCUGAUCAGUGUAUGUCUGCCCUUCAUGAAUCCUGAAUACUACCUAUUAUCUCUUCUAAGCUUUUUUUCUGCAAUCAGCAGUCACCCUCGCAAUCCUGUAGCAAAUAUGUGCUAAUAUUGUUUUAAACCUGUAUGAAUUUCUUUUUUCUGAUAAACACAAAAGAAGAUAUUUUGAGAAAUGAUGGUAAACACACAGCAGUAAGUGACCAUUGACUUCCAUAGUAGGAAAAAAAUAUUUUAGAAGUAUUGUGAUAAAUGACUAAGAAAAUAUUUUGAUAAAUGAUGGUAAGCACACAGUUGACGGUACCCAUUAAAUUCCAUCAUAUUUUUUUAUUCCUACUAUAGAAGUAUAUGGUCACUUACUGCUGUGUGUUUACCAUAAUUUUUAAAAAAUAUCUUCUUUUGUGUUCAUCAGAAAAAAAAUCGAGUAAAUGAUGACAGAAUUUUCACUUUUGUGAACCCAUCUGCCCUAGGAAUGUAAGUAACUUCCAAGAAAAAAGUUUCAUCCUCAAUAUCCCUCUGCAUAAAUUGUUUACCUGAUAACACCUGAUAACAUUUUUUCAAAUGUUUUCAAAUAUGUUAUGUUCCUUACUUUACCUACUUUACCCACUUUUCCACUGUAUUCAAAUAAAAUUAAGUAACACUCUUUAAAAAGGACAGUUUAAGGUCCUUAUCAUUGAGGUACAGAUAUACAUUUGGUACCAAUAUGUAUAUCUGAGCGAGUGAUAGGAGAAACAAAGCUUUUUGAAGCUUCGAAUCAAUUGAACCAAAAUUGAUUCAGUUUUUCGAAGCGUUCGAAACACCACACACAUGGCGACACCUGCUGGUCAAAAUAGUGUAAAUGGGUGAUUCUCACGAAACCAUUGAAACACCACGGCACUAAUGAUUUUAGCUUUAAAAUGUGUAAUAUAGUAACAUUAAAAAGCAUCAGAAUUAACACAAUACUGUGUUCUACCUUGCACAAUGUGUGAUUUCAACAUAAGAAUUUAUAAUUGGAAAUUUUAUCUCAUUUUCUGCUGAAAUUCUCAUUACCGCAAUGUGUCCGGCUGUGUUUGAAAAUGCGUUAUGUUGUAAUUUAAUCAAAUUAACACAAAAAUAUUAAGGAAAAAAAUAAAUGGAUGUUUUGCUAGACUACUUUAGAUGACAGAAAAAAUAUUUACUGAAUAUUCAUGUAUAAUAAUAAUGAAAAAAAUUUUGGAAAAUGAUGUGUCCAUGCCUGAUGUUCUCAUCCUCCGCAACACUUUUUGAGAACAGUUUAAGCACACAUACAGAAUUUUAAUAAAGUUUGAUUUUGAGUGACCAAGCACAUGGACCAGUUACUUCAAGAUGGCUACCAGGUA
Molecule: messenger RNA, 3357 nt
Organism: Misgurnus anguillicaudatus (oriental weatherfish)
Lineage: Eukaryota; Metazoa; Chordata; Actinopteri; Cypriniformes; Cobitidae
Source: RefSeq, a predicted model, not a curated record